AGAAAUUCAUAGGGAAGAAAAGAGGUCCUCAAAUAUGGUCUAAGGUUCUGCUUGCUGCAGAGAAGCAGCUCAUCAGUCUAGAAGGACAGGCUCCUGAGAGCUGCAGGCUGCAAAAAGGUAAAACUACGGCAUUGAAGGUUUGAAGGAUGGGUAAAGACUUUCGCUACUAUUUCCAGCAUCCCUGGUGUCGCAUGAUUGUGGCUUACUUGGUCAUCUUUUUUAACUUCUUAAUAUUUGCGGAGGACCCAGUUUCUCACAGCCAAACAGAAGCCAAUGUUAUUGUUGUUGGAAACUGUUUUUCAUUUGUAACAAAUAAAUACCCUAGAGGAGUUGGCUGGAGGAUUCUGAAGGUGCUUCUGUGGCUCCUUGCCAUUCUCAUAGGACUAAUAGCUGGAAAAUUUCUAUUCCAUCAGCGUUUGUUUGGUCAGUUGCUCCGGUUAAAAAUGUUCCGAGAAGACCAUGGAUCGUGGAUGACAAUGUUCUUCAGCACAAUUCUGUUUCUCUUUAUAUUUUCUCACAUAUAUAAUACAAUUCUUCUUAUGGAUGGAAACAUGGGAGCAUAUAUCAUUACAGACUAUAUGGGCAUCCGCAAUGAAAGUUUCAUGAAAUUAGCUGCAGUAGGGACCUGGAUGGGGGACUUUGUCACAGCUUGGAUGGUCACUGAUAUGAUGCUUCAGGACAAGCCCUAUCCUGAUUGGGGAAAAUCGGCAAGAGCUUUCUGGAAGAAAGGAAAUGUCAGGAUCAUUUUAUUCUGGACGGUUCUUUUCACUCUGACUUCAGUGGUUGUACUUGUCAUCACAACUGACUGGAUCAGCUGGGACAAGCUGAAUCGUGGAUUUUUACCCAGUGAUGAAGUUUCCAGAGCAUUCCUUGCUUCCUUCAUCUUGGUCUUUGACCUCCUUAUUGUGAUGCAGGACUGGGAGUUCCCACACUUUAUGGGAGAUGUUGAUGUGAAUCUUCCUGGGUUGCACACUCCUCACAUGCAGUUCAAGAUUCCAUUCUUCCAAAAGAUCUUCAAGGAAGAGUAUCGCAUCCACAUAACAGGUAAAUGGUUUAACUAUGGAAUUAUCUUUCUCGUCUUGAUUUUGGAUCUUAAUAUGUGGAAGAACCAAAUAUUUUAUAAACCUCAUGAAUAUGGACAGUAUAUUGGCCCAGGACAGAAGAUAUAUACAGUGAAAGACUCAGAGAGUUUAAAAGAUUUGAACAGAACCAGAUUGUCCUGGGAAUGGAGGUCCAAUCAUACUAACCCACGGACCAAUAAAACCUAUGCUGAAGGCGAUAUGUUCUUGCACAGCAGGUUCACAGGGGCAAGCCUAGAUGUCAAGUGUAUGGCUUUUGUUCCAAGUUUGAUAGCUUUUGUGUGGUUUGGAUUCUUCAUUUGGUUCUUUGGACGUUUUUUGAAAAAUGAGCAAGGCAUGGAGAAUCAAGACAAAACUUAUACUCGCAUGAAAAGAAAAUCCCCAUCAGAACAUAGCAAGGAUAUGGGGAUCACUCGAGAGAACACCCAGGUCUCCGUGGAAGAUCCACUGAAUGACCCUCCUUUGGUUAGCAUCAGGUCUGAUUUCAAUGAGAUUGUCUACAAGUCUUCCCACCUUACAUCAGAAAACUUGAGUUCACACUUGAAUGAAUCUACCCUAGGAACAGAAGCAGAUCAGGACCCAACCACUUCUAAAAGUACAUGUAUGGACUAGACUCAGGUGGAGACAGCACAAAAAGCACCCUUGAGUGUAACUUUAAAUAUUUAGUCUUUCAUUUUGUAUAUGUAAGGUUUACAUAGCAUUAGGUAAAGAAAUACAAACAAUGCCACAACGGUGCUCAACAUGCUUUUUCUAGGACUCAUUGUUUUCUAUCUGUAUUAUAAUCCACGUGCCUACUAUAUGUUUAAUGGUCCUCUAGAGACUGCUUUCCACAACUGCACAAGCUGUUUCCUGACUUUCCAGCAGAGUAGAUUAGCCAGUUACCCAUGUAUCUGAUGUUCAGCCAUAGUGGUGCCUUGAGACAUGAAACUGUUAUCACUGUACCAGACAUGAAAUGUGCAAUGACUCUCUAACCUAUUUUACAUGGGAUUUUUUUUAUACAAUUAUGUUGAUUAACACUUGAUGUCUGAGCAGGGAAACAGACAUAGUUGAAAUGUGACUGAGGAAAGAUGUCUCAGUUUACUGUUCCACAGCACUGUUGGUGACAUUGACACCUGGGAUGUAGAGGAGCAGAGUGAUUACCUUUUAAAUGCUAUUGGCUGUCUGCCAAAUACAAAUACAGAUGCAAAAUUCAGUAAGAGGAGAAUUGAAGUCCAACAUGGGUCACUACUCGUGAAAUGUGACUUUCUCCAGCCAGUAAUUACAAUUAAGUGAUAAUACCUAAUUAUGUUUUCCUAAUUAAAGAUAAAUUGCUACUUAAUUAAAAAUCCUGCCCUUUACCUUUGGGAACAAAGGUUAAGAGGCACAGUUGUAUGAAGUCUUAAAUCUAUUGGCAUUUAUGCAAAGUCCUAGACAACUAAGGAACUGAAGUUGUAAUCACGUGAAGGUUGCACAGACCCCUAUCCACAGUAUUGCUCAUUUGGCUGUAAAUGUGGCUCUGGACAGUGAAAUUGCAGCAAACAUUUGAGAACCUUGAGCAAGAAAAUUAUGCUACAAUUCAUUUGGUGCAACCUUGUCGUGGAAAAAGCUGUGUAAGAAUCUGUUUAAUGUCUUUUGUGUAUGUGCAUUUUUGUUUUGGUUUCAUUUUUAAAGUGUGAACAUCAUGCAUUAAUAAAGAAGAAUUAUAUGACAGUA
Jaculus jaculus (lesser Egyptian jerboa) is the source of this 2771-nucleotide messenger RNA. It is a transcript of the gene Tmem117, whose product is annotated as transmembrane protein 117. The transcript is spliced from 8 exons. The record is from RefSeq and is a predicted model, not a curated record. Bases 147 to 1691 code for a protein of 514 amino acids. Gene Ontology annotation, biological process: intrinsic apoptotic signaling pathway in response to endoplasmic reticulum stress. NCBI's taxonomy places the organism in Eukaryota, Metazoa, Chordata, Mammalia, Rodentia, Dipodidae.